AUGCAAUUGACAGCAUCAACAGUCGCAGCCAUCCUGGCCUUCACCGUGGCCCAGGUGGGUGCGCUUCCCUCUCCUCAACAGACCACCACCGGCGAUUCUGUGGCGGCAGCAACAUCAUCUUCGACUCCCGCAGCACCGCCUAAUCCAACUGCCGAGUCUGGUGCUGGUGCGCCGGUACACUAUGCCGAGGAGGCGGACUAUCCUGAGGACGAGGCCUACUAUGUGGUCGAGAAGCGCUGGACGCCCUCGAACCAUCCUUCCGGCCAAGGACAACACCCUGGUGCGCCGAGCAAUGGCAAUGAAAUGACGCAUAGCUGGCCUGGUGCCGGUGCCGCUGGUCAUCCUCAUCCAUACCGGGGCCAGCACUACGGCGGUCCAGGCUUUGGCUCCCAUGGUGGUGCUGCCGCUGCUCACGGUCCCAUGGCAUCCGAGUCGGACGAGUACGACGACGACUACGACUAUGACUACGAGGACGACGACGAGCCAGCUACUGGUCAUCUUUCCCGCCGCGGCGUUGACGUGGACAACGACGAAGAAGAAGAUGGAGAAGACUAUGAGAACGAGAAUGGGAAACGACUCGACCGUCGCUUCGGCUUCAAAAUCAAGCAAUUCAAAUGGUGGCAACACCAGACCAUGAAGCCGCUCGACUUCGUCGUCGGUAAUCCCAAUAUUCGGAAUUUGAACUUCAAGGAUGGUGCCCGUACCACGCCUUUGGGAGUUGGGAUGAGGCGUCGGCGUCGGGAUGUGCCGGCUCCUGGGGCUGGACAGCAAGGGGAACAGAAUACUCCCGCCACGCCUGACGACACCGCCUAUCAUGGUAUCGCUCAAGAUGCUGACGGUAAUUAUUACUUCUAUUACCCCGAGGAGCAGGAGGAGGAGGCGAAGAACUAG
Exophiala dermatitidis NIH/UT8656 is the source of this 891-nucleotide messenger RNA. RefSeq lists its product as uncharacterized. The transcript has a single exon. The coding region runs from base 1 to 891 and encodes 296 amino acids. The record is from RefSeq and is a predicted model, not a curated record. NCBI's taxonomy places the organism in Eukaryota, Fungi, Ascomycota, Eurotiomycetes, Chaetothyriales, Herpotrichiellaceae.